Messenger RNA from Radiomyces spectabilis, 576 nucleotides. Its product is annotated as RmlC-like cupin domain-containing protein. Lineage: Eukaryota; Fungi; Mucoromycota; Mucoromycetes; Mucorales; Radiomycetaceae. The annotation marks the transcript as partial. The transcript is spliced from 5 exons. Gene Ontology annotation, molecular function: cysteine dioxygenase activity; ferrous iron binding. Gene Ontology annotation, biological process: L-cysteine catabolic process. The record is from RefSeq and is a predicted model, not a curated record.
CUUAUUCAAGAGAUCCACAAUGUGCUAGGCCCCGAUGGCGACUUGACUUCAGAACACAUUGAUGAAAACCAAAUCAUCAAGUUGAUGGAAAAGUACAGCUCGAAUGCCGAUGACUGGAAUCGUUAUACGUUGUUUGAUCAUUCAAGAGCGUAUACGCGAAAUUUGAUCGACGACGGUAACGGCAAGUUCAAUCUGAUGAUCUUGGCGUGGAGUAAAGACCAGAAGAGCCCGAUUCACAACCAUUCAGGAUCCCAUUGCAUCAUGAAAAUCUUGGACGGUCAGCUGCAGGAAACACUAUACGACUGGCCUUCAGAAGUCGUUGCCGAAACCGAAUCCUCAUCCACAGGCGUCCCACUUCAUAUUUCCAAACAAACUGUCUAUCACCCCAAUCAAGUUACCUAUGUCCAUGAUAAUAUUGGCUUGCAUCGUAUUGCUAAUCCCAGCAAGGAACGGGGGGCUGUGUCACUGCACCUUUACGCACCACCGUACAAGGUGUGUAAGACUUUUGAGGAAAAGACCGGUCGGGCCCGAAGCUCGGGCAUUUGCACAUUCUACAGUGUAGGCGGGCGUCGUGUA